AUGUCUGACUGGAUGUUCUUGUACGGCAAGGCGAUAGUCUCAAUUAUCAGCAAAGGGCACUCGCGGGGGAGUCUGGCUUCUGAGGCUGAAGUAGGUCCUCAACCCGUCCAUCAGUCGCCAGGCGCACCUCUGACCUGGGUCCUCACCCUAGCGACGCAAUCAUUCAACACCGGUGACGAUCUGCCAGUCAUUCAAAAGAACCUCAGCGCCCGGGUCGUCGAGUCGGGCAUCCCCAGAGAUGACGACCUCGUGUCUGUCGUCGACGGCCAUCUGACGGGCACCCGCAUUCGCAUCACACUAUCAAUUAGUGCAACGCCUUGCAGUUCAUGCUUCGGGAAGAUUACCAAUACUUUAAACGACCAACCGUGGGUGCAGUCGGCCGAUGUCAAUCUACUGGCUAGUAGCGAUUCUCCUGGACCAAUCGCGUAUCUCCUGCCCAAGAGGCAAUCGAACCCGUCGACGUUGGCUGACAUAUGGCGAGUCUCCUAUUUUAUCAGGGCCAUUACCUGCAGCUCCUGCGUUGGGACAGUUACAGACACGCUCAUCCGUAAUAAAUGGAUCACAAAACUGGACGAGAAUAUUGUGCCAGAGAAUGCGACGGUAGAACUGCAAGGGAAGGAGCAUCUGGAAGAGGUCGUCGCCCUUAUCAGCGAAAUGGGCUACGCCGCUACACUCGGCGAGGUCGAGCGAAGCGCCCCAUCCGAGUAA
Messenger RNA from Aspergillus puulaauensis, 708 nucleotides. RefSeq lists its product as uncharacterized. The transcript has 4 exons. The record is from RefSeq and is a predicted model, not a curated record. NCBI's taxonomy places the organism in Eukaryota, Fungi, Ascomycota, Eurotiomycetes, Eurotiales, Aspergillaceae. Gene Ontology annotation, molecular function: metal ion binding. Bases 1 to 708 code for a protein of 235 amino acids.